GGCUGUUCGUGCCCAGAGAGGGGGAGAUGGCUCAUCUGCAGGGGAUACUGCACAGAAAGGGGGCCGGCCAGCCGGGUCUGGAGCUUGUCCCCGCUAUAACCUGUCUGUGCCCGAAGGCUCCUCUGGGCAUGUUGAAAUUAACCUGCCCAAGAAGGCAUCUUGUUUGUGUAAGAUGCCAACCACCAUCACGGCCUCCGACACUGCUUGUGACCCCAUCCUGGUGUUCACUAGUAAAGGAAAGCAGAAUUACUACAGCCGCAAGUACCAGGGACGGAUCGCUGUCUCAGGCUGGCUCCUCGUUUCUGUGAAGAACGCAAGUGAAUGGAUGGCCGGAGAAUACCGAGUCGUCAGUGACCUUCAUGAAAUCUGCAUUGCGCGUAUCAACCUGACGGUGUCUGGUCCUGUCUUGUUCCCACCACUUAUAUCGGAGACUCCCGCUGUCAGAGAGGAGACUGCCAAUCGGACUGGAGAGGGAAGUAGACGAGGGAUGCUUUCCAACGGCUCUCUGGAGCGGGAGCCAAGGGGCCACAGUGGCAUGUGGGUAUCGCUGGGGUUCGUUGCUGCUUUGUUUGUUGCUGCUGCACUUUAUGUCCGCUGGAAACGUGGGAGAGAAGGACCGGAAACCCGUCGUGGUUGCAAAGAGGAAGGGAUCUUGGACUCGGCAGACUCGCCCGUUUGCGUACCGGCCCGUGUCUCGCAUCUGCCCGAGGCUGGAACCCGAGACGGAGAGGCUGGUGAGGAGAUCCCAUCGAAUGGAGAGGUGGUACAGUCCCGGGACCUGAGCCGGCUGCCCCAACGCAGCCGAGAGCGAGCACGUGAAUAGCGUUGAAUGGCCGAGGGGCAGGUGCCUUCUGUGUGCGUUACACAGCUACGAUCGUUGCACUAUCCUGGAUGUGACUUCUUCCCCUGUGGGGCCAGGGCUGCCCUUGCACUUAAGGCUCCGGGCUGGGACUUGGGAGACCCGGGUCUUCCACCAACUCCCUGUCUAUGGGUGAGUCACUCAGGGCCGAAUAUUCAAGAGCUCAGACAGUGAGUGGGGUGUUUAAUCCGAAGGCUCAUGCAGCUGCCUAACUGGGAAUUGAGCUACUCUGAAAAUCGGGCCUUCCACCGUCCUGUGCCUUAGUUUCCCAUCUUUAAAAUGAGAUACUCCUCCAUGUAGAUUGUAAGCACUUUGGGGCAGGGACUGUGUGUAUGUGUGUGU
Messenger RNA from Caretta caretta (loggerhead turtle), 1201 nucleotides. RefSeq lists its product as uncharacterized. The record is from RefSeq and is a predicted model, not a curated record. Lineage: Eukaryota; Metazoa; Chordata; Testudines; Cheloniidae.